AUGUAUACAUGCAGGUUGCUGCUUGCUAACAAGGUGGCCGUCAUCACGGGAGCCGCGAGCACAGUCGGCAAGGCGAUUGCCCGAAAAUUCUUCGAGAAUGGCGCCUCGGUCUUCCUCGCUGACAAGGAGCUGAACACGUGCAAAAGCUUCGCAGGCGAACUCGAAAACAGCAAGGACCCUAAUGAUAAAACCACGAAAGUGGCUAAAGCAAUGACCUACGACACAAGCGACUGGCUGAAGUUUAGUGAUGAGAUUGAGAACCUGAAGGAUGAACACAAGCAUCUUGACAUCUUCUACAACAACACUGAGUUCAACCACGUGUCUGCUUUGAGUGACAGCAAAGCCUUCGAGACCGCCAUGGCGGCCAACUUCCAGUCCGUCCUGGACAGCAUCAAUCACACCAGUGCUGUGAUGACGAGCCAGAACCCGAAGGGAGGCUGCAUCCUCCUGAGGAGCAGCACCAUGGGCUUGCUCGGCGACGUGGUGCCGUCGGCGUACAGCAUCUCCCAGGCCGCAGCCAUCGGCGUGAUCCGGGCCAAGGCGGCGGAGCUGGCGGGGCAUGGUGUGCGGGUGAAUGCUAUCUCGCAGCACGCCAACAUUCACAAGCGCGUGCUCAAGUCAAUCUUCCCCCAUGCCGAGAAUGACCACCUUGAACAUAUGAUCAACAAGUACAUUAUGACCAAGAUGGCGACCGAAGAGGACGUGGCCAACGCAGCGGUGUACCUCGCGUCGGACUACGGUAAGAGCCUGACAGGGAACAACCUCAUCCUGAACGGCGAGUUCACUACUCCUUAG
Messenger RNA from Panicum virgatum (switchgrass), 795 nucleotides. RefSeq names its product short-chain dehydrogenase reductase 2a-like. Bases 1 to 795 code for a protein of 264 amino acids. The record is from RefSeq and is a predicted model, not a curated record. Lineage: Eukaryota; Viridiplantae; Streptophyta; Magnoliopsida; Poales; Poaceae. The transcript has a single exon.